This is a messenger RNA of Anopheles moucheti, 674 nucleotides long. RefSeq lists its product as uncharacterized. Gene Ontology annotation, biological process: extrinsic apoptotic signaling pathway. The record is from RefSeq and is a predicted model, not a curated record. The transcript has 4 exons. The coding region runs from base 91 to 573 and encodes 160 amino acids. NCBI's taxonomy places the organism in Eukaryota, Metazoa, Arthropoda, Insecta, Diptera, Culicidae. Gene Ontology annotation, molecular function: CD27 receptor binding.
CAACACAGAAUCAAGUGAAUUUGGCGGGCUAUUAGGCUUUUAAUGGUACUGUGUGAAAAUUAUUUGUAGAACAUUAGUUAUCUGAUAACAAUGAAUGCUAGUAUCAACCGUAAACGUUUGCGUUCGAACGAGAGUGAUGGGUGCUUUGUUCUGCAGCGGAAAACCUUCGUCAACCAGCAGAUGAUGGACCAGCAGGACCCAAACAAAAUGAAACGAAUCCUUGCGAAAACAAUCAACUUGCUGUUCCAGGGAGCAAAACAUCACGACAAAAAUUUGCUUGCCAAUCAGAAGGAGACUCUGAAAUCGGUUCGAUUGCUCGGUAACGGAGAAAUAGAUUACGAUAUGAAUGCCACGUCUUCCUGGUUGGGAAAGAAAGCUGAUCGAAAAUGUCGCCAGUGCGAUCGUAUGGCGAUUGUGCACGCGGAAUGUAUCAACUGCAACUUGGAAUUGUGCGAGUACUGUGGUGUGAAUUGCAAUUUUUGCCCGGAAAAAAUUUGUCUGAACUGUGUGAACAUAUUUCAAUGCGUAUCGCAUGAUAUGCCCUGCUGUGAGCAAUGCAAAAUGUUUGUAUGAUAGUUGGAUGCAGUGUACGAGGAUAUGUGAUAAAAAAAACCGUCGCUUUCGUUUACGAUUAGAUCAAUGUAGAGUUUAUUGUUGGUUUUAUAUUGUGUUUG